AGAGUACACGCUCCGACAUCGAACACAAGGCUGCGAAAGAUUUUUGUAUCCACAUCGUGUUUCUAUAUUUUUUAGAUAAGACGGGCCGAACAGGGAACUGAGAAAUAUGGCCAAAGCUUCAGACGAUGGCGAUGAAGGUAACUCUCUGUUGAUCACACCAGAGCCCUCAGCAGCCGGAGAGACGAAAGAAAACGUGGCAUUUUUGAAAAAGGUUCAGGAUGCUCAUGAGACCCUGCAGCACCUGGCGAGCAUAGUGUCGGAGGUGGAGAGAAAGCAGAAUAUGAUCCUGAGAGCAGCACCGCCGGAGGACAGUAUGAAGCAGGAGCUGCAGACUCUCAGAGAUGAGAUCACACUGUUAGCAAGUGUGCUCUGCUGGAAACUGAGCAGUAAGUCUUCAAAGUUAGGUGAAAACGCGACAUGGUUUUUGGAUUCCUUUCCGUGUCUUUUGACAGGCAUUGAGCCAAGAGGAGGGGGAGAUGGUGCUGAACAUGUUCCUGGCAACACUGAGAUGCAGAAAAUGCAGCACACUGUUUUGUUGAAGGAGAGCUGGGAGCUGAUGGGUCACUUGGACACCAUCCAGGCCGAGUAUCGAGAUGGUAACAUGGAGAGGAUUCGGCAGCAGCUCAAGAUCGCUGGAACUAAUGUGAGCGACCAAGCGCUGGAUGAGAUGCUGAAGACUGAUGUCUUCACUGAAAAUGUCCUGGAUGUUGUCAAAGCCAAACAAGAGGCUCUGAAGGAAGUGGAGUUCAGACACGAUGAGAUCCUCAAGCUGGAGCAGAGUAUCAAGGCCCUGCACCAGGUGUUUCCAAGGCUGGCCGUGAGAGUGGAAGACCAGGAGGACGGCAUCCACACCAGCAACAGACACUGGAUAAGCUUUGGAGAAAAAGCAAAGGGAGACUUGAAGGAAACCAUUGGAUUCCACCAGAGGCCGCACAUAUUAAUCAGUCACAGUAGGAAGAUUUGGCUGGCACUCUGUCUCACCAUCCUGCUCCUGAUCGUCACCAUUAUUCUGGUGGUCACCUUCACUUGAGUCGGCUGGAGAGUCAAACAGCGUAUAUGUUGAAAGAUUCUACGUCCUACACCAACCACCAUCUUCACCCUACAUUUAUUUGCAGGAACAUGCGGUUCAUCGGGUCAGUGUUUCUUGUGAAGAAGAAGGAUUUUGAAAUGACAGUGAACCGGGCAACACAUUUCUUCUCUAUUGUCAUGCUGUGAUGGUGACUUUAAACAGCUAACGUUGACCUUUCGAUGAUGUGUCUUGUCUUGUUCAGCCUUCCUGUAACACAAACUUCGCAUCCUUG
Synchiropus splendidus (mandarinfish) is the source of this 1301-nucleotide messenger RNA. RefSeq names its product syntaxin-4-like. Gene Ontology annotation, biological process: intracellular protein transport; exocytosis; vesicle fusion. Bases 107 to 1030 code for a protein of 307 amino acids. The transcript has 9 exons. NCBI's taxonomy places the organism in Eukaryota, Metazoa, Chordata, Actinopteri, Syngnathiformes, Callionymidae. The record is from RefSeq and is a predicted model, not a curated record. Gene Ontology annotation, cellular component: SNARE complex; plasma membrane; endomembrane system. Gene Ontology annotation, molecular function: SNARE binding; SNAP receptor activity.